AUUAAACAGGGUUUGUCAUCUACUCUACUGCAAUUUUAGGGAGUAGAAACAGAUAUAAGAUGUUUGGGAGUAUGAUUCGGUACUUUUCGACGAAACCCAAACCAAAAAUGAAGCCAAUCGAGCUGACAACGCCGCCUGAGCAAACGCAGACCAUAACCAGAGUCACCUUUGACAUUCUCAAGGAGCAUGGCCCCCUCACUGUCAGCGAUACUUGGGAACGAGUCAGGGAGGUUGGAUUGAGAGGACUUACAGGCAAGAGUCAUAUGAAGAUUGUGCUGAGAUGGAUGAGAGAGAGACAGAAUAUUAAGCUAAUACGCAACCAUGUGGGACCUCACAAACAAUUCCUGUAUACAACUUGGUUCACUAAGCCAAACAUCAGGCAUGCAAGAAAUGUCAAUACUUCCUCACCUCCAACAACUAGUUUGCCUCAUAAUACUUAUUCAACUCCAAAGUCAUCUUGAGGUUAAGUUUCAUGCUCUGCAAUACUUCUGGCUUAAGGACAUUUACUA
Molecule: messenger RNA, 509 nt
Organism: Hibiscus syriacus
Lineage: Eukaryota; Viridiplantae; Streptophyta; Magnoliopsida; Malvales; Malvaceae
Exons: 2
Coding region: 60-461 (133 amino acids)
Source: RefSeq, a predicted model, not a curated record